AUGAGGUCAUCAAACUUCCGUUUUAAUUUCCGGCAACGUAGCCGCAUCCUCCAUUUCGACGUGCACCCUUGCAGCUUCCGUCUUCCUUUCAUGACGACACAACGCUAUCUUCAUCAUAACGUCGUGACAUAUAUACUAAGGGACGGAUCGUCCUCCGAUCCUAUUGCCUUUGCCCUCACUAAAUAUGAGUUCCCAAAUGUCCAAGAUGGGUAA
Pelobates cultripes (western spadefoot toad) is the source of this 213-nucleotide messenger RNA. The record is from the annotation of a GenBank genome assembly. Lineage: Eukaryota; Metazoa; Chordata; Amphibia; Anura; Pelobatidae.